Molecule: messenger RNA, 1254 nt
Organism: Triticum turgidum subsp. durum (durum wheat)
Lineage: Eukaryota; Viridiplantae; Streptophyta; Magnoliopsida; Poales; Poaceae
Source: the annotation of a GenBank genome assembly
AUGAUUGAGGAGAUCUUCCUCCGUCUGCCCACCCCUGCCGCACUCGGCCGCGCCUCGACCGCCUGCCCCCGUUUCCGCCGCGUCAUCACCGAGCGCUCCUUCCUCCGCCGCUAUCGCAAACGCCACCCGCCGCCGCUUCUCGGCUUCGCCGACCAAUAUCCAGGGUUCCACCCCGCCCAGGCGCCCUACCCGUCCGCCCCGCUCUCCCGUGCCCUCGCCGACGCUGCCGCUUUCACAUACUCUUUCGUCCCCAAGCCCAGCGAGGGGUACCGGGGUGUGUGCGACGUCCGCGACGGCCGCGUCCUUCUCGAGGAGGUCAACCUUGAUAACAACGACAUCGCGGUGUGCGAUCCCUUGUCACGGCGCUACGUGCUACUUCCGCCCAUACCUGGGGACCUGACAUCCGAGAAGAAACGCCCUUGUCAAAGCACGCCCUUGCUCGUGCCGGUUAGCGAGGAUGAGGAUGAGACCUUGUUCAAGGUGAUCCUCUUUGCUGACUAUGGUACCGAACUGGCUGUGUUUGUCUUCUCUUCCAUCACCGGAAAAUGGUCUGUAGCCGCAUCAACCAGUUGGAGCUCUUUGGGUGGUCGCCCCCCUGGGUUGGACUUGGACAGUCACCCGUUUGGAUGCCGCGGCCUGUCCUGUUUCGCCCGUGGCUGCUUCUAUUUUGCAUCGCCUUGCAGGGACAGGUUGCUCGUGCUGGAGCUGGACACACUGUUUUCUACCGUCAACAAUCACACUGGCUACCAAGUAAAGCUCAGAUGGCUGCCUAGGCAGGUGGAAAAUGAUUUCACCAGGAACAACAUGCAAUGCAGAAGUCGACCUGGCCAGGCCAGACUGCCUCGCAUUGUACUGGGUAAAGAAGGGGCCAUUGAGGUGUUUUCUCUCGUUGAUGAUCACAGCCCAAAUGGCUUGUUUUAUCUCUAUCAUUAUACCCAACAAAAUAAUGCUGAAUCUUCCAAGGAAUGGCAGCUGGAGAAUAUUGUACCGUUGCCUGGCGGAUAUAACUAUUUCAUCACGGGCGCAGAUGAGGGAUUCUUAUUCCUUGGAGCCACUACAGAAGAUCAGCUUGACAUUAGUAGAGGCUCAGGAGUGCAGUUGUUGACUACUUACUGGGAUGUAGACUAUUUUUCGCUGGAUGUCAAGACUUCUGAACUUAUGAAGGUUUGUAGGAGGAAGAGGUGUUUCUUUACUCGUGAAAAUGUUUACUGGUACUUCGGCUUCCCUCCAUCAUUGUCAAAACCAAGUAUAUGA